AUGCCAUCAAAGUGUACGACAAGACAGAAGGUCAACACCAAGGACGAAUGGCUUCUCACCCACCGAGUCGAUUUGCACAAUACUCUACGAAAACUGGCUACACAUGAGACGUAUGGAGAUAAUCUCAAGAUACACCUCUCGAGCCGUGUCAUGUCUGCUGAUGCGGAAGCCGGAGAGAUCGUCCUCGAGGAUGGAACCAAGCACAAGGCUGAUCUUCUCGUUGGAGCCGACGGUGUUCACUCCAAGGUCGUCACAGCCGUGACGCAGGAGGAAACGGUACGCAAGGGCACGAUGCAAAACACUUUCCGGUUCCUUGUCCCUAUCGAAAAGAUCAACUCGAACCCCCUUACCGGGCCCUUCUUUGCCAAACUCGGUCUCGAUUGCCAACACGUUUUCACUACCUACGAUCGCCGCCUCGUUGUAUACCCUUGUCGCUACGGCAAGCUGCUCAACAUUGUCGCCAUGCACCCAUCAGAGAAUGCUGGACUCGAGUCCGACUCUUCGUGGCUUGCGGGUGGCAAGUUGGAAGAUCUUCUCAAGACCUACAGCGAGUUUUCACCCGAAAUUGUUGAGAUGUGCAGUCUGGCAGAGGAUCUAAAGCUCUGGAGCUUGGCCACAAGAGAUCCACCAAAGAAGUUCUACCGCGGAAAGACUGUUCUGAUCGGCGACGCUGCUCAUCCCAUGCUCCCUCAUCAAGGACAAGGAGGCGCGCAGUCCCUCGAAGAUGGAGCAGCCCUCGGAGCCCUCUUGCCGGCCGACACGACUGUAGACCAGAUCCCACAAAGACUGGAGCUCUACAAUAAGGUUCGCUAUGGAAGAGCCGUCACGGUCAUGCUCAUGUCGAGGAUCAAUGAUGAGAGGCGAGGCGAGAUGAUGGACGAAUUGCGAUCAUACGUACCUGAUGCUGUUCUGCCAAACGACAUGUUUGAGUAUACUUGGAGUUCCCAUGUUGUCAAGGAUGCUCAAGAGGCGCUGCGUGCGGCUGGCAAAGAUUGA
This is a messenger RNA of Fusarium vanettenii 77-13-4, 996 nucleotides long. RefSeq lists its product as uncharacterized. The transcript has 5 exons. Gene Ontology annotation, molecular function: FAD binding; monooxygenase activity. Bases 1 to 996 code for a protein of 331 amino acids. Lineage: Eukaryota; Fungi; Ascomycota; Sordariomycetes; Hypocreales; Nectriaceae. The record is from RefSeq and is a predicted model, not a curated record.